AUGGUAAACUUCUUCACUACCGUGGUCGGUAUCUUCACACGGCUAAUUAAUGCAUCCAUCGGCCUUGCUCCUUGGGUCUCAUUUGCUAUCUGGCUAGAAAUUCGGGAUCUGUUCUACCUCAUCGCAAACCGUUUUCGCCCUAGUCGGCCCGUUGGAAGUGUUGUGCCUCCCGGCCAUCCAGGCCACGGUGGAAUCUGGCCGAAGUUCCUCCCUCCGACCCAGGGGAAAGAGAGCCGAUCUCCGUGUCCCGGACUCAACACCCUUGCCAACCAUAAUAUCUUACCCCGUGAUGGCAAACAUAUCACCUAUAAGCAGUUGUCAUCUUCAAUCCAGCAUGCAUUUAACUUUUCGCCAACACUUGCCGGCCAGCUCACUGCUUCUGCCAAACUGCUAGACCAAGGACGGGGCUGGAUUGACCUGCAUGAUCUGAAUGCCUUGAACGUUAUCCAACACGACGCCUCAAUUACCCGUCCUGACAUUGCCUUCUGUCCUGAUCAGGGUUAUCCGCACCCUGACCUCGUCGAAAAGUUCCUCGCCCACUCUUCUAACGGGAAAUCUCUCUCGCUGGGUGACAUUGCGGCUUUCUCUAGAAAACGUCGUGCCGAAUGCAAACGCAGCAAUGGUCAAUACUCUAUGACAGGGAACUUCCUGCACGAGUUUAUUGGCUCGGGGGGGUCGCGAACUCAUUUACUCUAUAUUUGGUGGUAA
This is a messenger RNA of Penicillium waksmanii, 708 nucleotides long. RefSeq lists its product as uncharacterized. The transcript has 6 exons. The record is from RefSeq and is a predicted model, not a curated record. Lineage: Eukaryota; Fungi; Ascomycota; Eurotiomycetes; Eurotiales; Aspergillaceae. Gene Ontology annotation, molecular function: peroxidase activity. Bases 1 to 708 code for a protein of 235 amino acids.